Messenger RNA from Grus americana (Whooping crane), 12392 nucleotides. RefSeq names its product heart development protein with EGF like domains 1 (gene HEG1). The transcript is spliced from 23 exons. Gene Ontology annotation, biological process: heart development. Bases 195 to 6020 code for a protein of 1941 amino acids. NCBI's taxonomy places the organism in Eukaryota, Metazoa, Chordata, Aves, Gruiformes, Gruidae. The record is from RefSeq and is a predicted model, not a curated record. Gene Ontology annotation, molecular function: calcium ion binding.
UCCCCUCCGCUAUGGGCACCCCGUACUUUUAAAGCCGGGGCGGCCGCCCUCUGCGCCGCCCCGGGGGGGGGGGCACAGUGAAUUAAUUAAAAAUCGCUAUUUCCGUGGUUAUUCAUUGCCCCGCUGCGGGCAUGUGAACAACCACCCCCUCCCCCUCAAACCCUCCCCCCCCCUCCCCAUCCACCCCCAGCGCCAUGCCGGCAGCUUGCACCCUGCUGCUGCUGCUGCUGGGGCUGGUCCCGCCGGCCGGGUCGCUGCCCCUCGCUUCCCCACGGCGUCUUCCUCCUCCUCCUCCUCCACCUCCUCCGUCCCGAAGCCGUCUCGGCCGCCCCUGCUCGCCUCCCGCCGCGGGACACGCCGGCAGCCCGGUCAUUGAAAGCAGCCAUCAGGCAAGAAGUUCAGACACGGAGAUAAGGACUUCUGGUCCUCUCAUGGACACCGUGGAGCUGGUGACGACGCUGGCCGGGAGCAGGGAGGGGGCAUUGCUGCCUGCCAGGCAUGGUGCGGUGCCGGCGGUGAGCGGGGUCACGGGACACGUUGGUCCCCCCACCGGCAGUGGGGAUGUCACCCCACCAGAAGCAGGACCCCCAGACAGCCCGUCUGCCAGGACAGCGACCCACCUGCCCGUCCGUCACCGUCCUCCCACCGCUGGAAGCCAUCACCAUGCUGCGGGCAGCCGGGAGAGAGGCAAGAGGGCUCUGGCUUCUCCCAGCACCCCUGCAACUUCCGAGAGGAUGCCGCCAGUUUGGGAAGCCGUCAGCACCGGUUCGACCGAGAGGAUGCUGAACGGGAGCCAUGGGGCCUGGGACAUGGUGGGGUUUGACAACGAGACGAGGACAGUGCUGCUGCCUUCAUCCGUGGAGACUCGUCACCUGGGCACCAGCGGCCCCUCUCGACCGGCGAGUGGCUGGGUGGGCACGGAGCCGCCUGGCAGCCCUCCCACGGGCACUGCAGCCACUUCACCCAGCCCCUCGGGGAGCGUCAGGGGGACGCUGCAGCUCCUCCCCACCACCCCCCUCCCUGGCUCUCCGGGGCAGUCCCAGUCCUCCCUGCAAGCUUCCAGUACCCAGACCGGUGCAAACCGCACCGUGCUACACCCCAGGGAUGUCACGGGGGACUCCACAAGCCCUUCGCUCACGGUAUUGCCUGCCACGGACAGUGCUUUUGGAGCUACUGGGAGCAGCAUCAGGGCUGCAAAAAACCUGAGGUCCGGUAUCCAAAGAACAGCACCUGGCUCCGUAGCUCAGCCCCUGGCCUCAGCACCCUCCUCGGUGGCCCCAGCAGAGGGACAUUUCCCCGGGCCCUCCACGGAGCACCAGCUCGCCCCUUCUCGCCCGGCUUUGGAAAGCACUGCCACGGCCAUUGGAAGCAGCUACCAGCCAUCCAACGUCUUGGCCACGGAGAGGAGAGUUUCGGAUUUCCCCACCACCAGCACCUCCGUUUCUACAACAGCCACCAAGGUUGGAGGGAGGACGUUAAGGUCUCUGCCAGCCAGCACCAGGCUGACCCAAACAACAGAGAUUUCCACCUCUGGUACUGAAAUCGCCAGUUCUUCAGACCAGACCCGGUCCCCUGGGAUGUCUGUGGCAGCCCAGGGUGGUGGCAGAGGUGCUGCAGACCCAUUGCUCAUGGGCUCGCCAUCUGCUUCGGAAAGUGCUUCCACGACCUUUAGCAGCAAUUACGAACCCAAGAGCAUCCCGGCUGCAGAAGAGGCGACGCUGUACUCGGACGCCCAUGGUGCUGACAAGCCCAGCGUGUCAGCGGGGGUACCAGGGUCCCCCUCUGAUGGCCACACAGCGGAGGUGACAGGGGGCUCUGCCACCAGCACCAAUCCCACCAGCACUUUGGGGGGGACCUCCUCUUCCUUGGGGACCGGGACACACCAUCCUAAUGACUCACGGGAAGCCACCGACCUCCCAGCGCCUCCCGGGGAGCCUUUGCUCACAAGCUCCCUCUCUGCCUCCAAAAGUACUUCCAGAGGUGUCAGGAGCAGCCACCAACCAGUUAACAGCUCAACAACAGAGAAAAUCCCCCUUGCUUCCUCUCCCACCAGCACUUUCAUUUCAGCCACGGCCAGCAGCAGCAGCGAGAGGUCCCCGAGGACUGCCAUGGGCAGCAGCCGAUGGGCAGCAGAAGUCUCCACGUCCAGUAGUGGCAUGUACGGGACCUCGGGCACGAUCCGAUCCUCGUCUGCGUCUUCUGUGAGAGACACCUAUGGAGUUCGUGGGUUCAGAGAAAUCAUAGAUUUCACCAAGCGGGUGGCAGACCCUUCGCUAACACAUUCUCACUCUCCUUCAGAAGGUCCUUCCCCAGCUACUGGAAGCAGCCAUGUGUCACUCAGCAUCCUGUCGACAGAGAGAAGAACCGAUUUCCCCACCACCAGCGCCUCUGUUUCCACAACAGCCACCAAGGGUGGAGGGAGGACAUUAAGGUCUCUGCCAGCCAGCACCAGGCUGACCCAAACAACAGAGAUUUCUGCCACUGGUACUGAAACCAUCAGCUCUCCAGACCAUACCCAGUCAUCUUUGGGAGCCCAGGCUGGUGAUGGCAGAGGUGCCACAGCGUUGUCCAUGGACCUGUUGCUCACAGGCUCACCGUCUGCUUUGGAAAGUGCUUCCCCAGCAGAAGGGACCUCAGCUACAGGAGGACGCCUACCCGAUGCUCCUCUCACCAGUACACCCAGCUCGGUGAUGGCCACCAGUGGUGGGGAGAGGAUCACAGUGCCCGUUUCAGACACCCUUGCAGCAUCCAACACAGCAGGGAGCUCCACUCCUGCUUCACCCCACACCAGGUCCUUGGACGUGGUCAUUCUGCCAUCCUCAUCGGCAACAGAGCCUGGGAGGCAGAGCAAUGUUUCGCAGAGCAGUGCUGGACUCGAUGAGCUCGCAACUAAGCCACUGCCUGCGUUUCCUCCUGGUGUUUCAGUGUCUUCGCCUUCACCAAGUGCUUCAGAGAGAGGAAGAAGAGUUUCUGGUGCUCCUACUGAGACCACAUACGUCUCAGCCACACUCUCCAGCCACGAAGAGGGGACGUCACAGGCUGCAGCUAACCGUGGCAUGUGGAGCACAGCAGCAGAAAGCCCCACGUCUCACUUGGACACAGCCGGGGAGCCCCGCACUGGUCCUCUCCCGUCCUCCACGACAUGGCCUGGACCAGGACACGUCUCAUCUGGUCGAGCAGGGUACCCAGAGCCCAAGGUCACUCUUUCAUCCAGGGUCUCCACCUAUUUCUCAGCCGCCAGUGAACCUGCCACUGUGGGCAGCAGCCAUCACUCCCUAAGCAGCUCAAGCGCCGGGGAGAGGAUGUCCAGCCCCAUCACUGAUCCUGCCUACAGUUCGUCCACGUCUGCUGGUGGUGGAGGGAGGACGCUGCACUCGGUGACAGGUGAUGUGCUGGCCGGUGGCAUGGAGACCUCCGCUUCCUAUGCCGAAAUCGCCAGCUCUCCAGAGCCAGCUCAGCCGGUGUCGGUGGAGCAGAGUGGGACAGCCAAUGUCUCGGCCGGCGGCAGUGGCUUUGCAGGCUUUGUGACAGAGACACUCUUCACACGUUCUUCCAAGACACCCACUUACUCGUCUUUCCAAAAUGAUCUCACAAGCUUUUCAAGUAGCCAUCAGCCAGUCAGUAGCAUUGAUGCUGAGAAAAGGACCUCGGUUUCUCAUACAGACGGCACAUACAUUUCAACCUCAUAUACCAGAGGAGGAGAAAGGACCCUCCUGUCUAUCUCGAAUAGCAGCACCUCUGCUGACUCCUCAGAAAGUUCUACCUUUUUUUCUGAAAUUUCCAAUCCUUCUGAUUCAUCCAAAUCGUCUGUGGCACAGGACAGGAGGAGCAACGUAUCCAGCGAUGGUGGUUUUGUUGAACCAUCUACAGAGCCGUUGCUGGUACACUCUUCCAAGCUGUUGACUUCUGCUUCUGCAGGCAGCGUACAAAAUACAACUCUCUUCAACACUGACUCUGAGUUGUUGACCACUGGCAGAUCAUCUCUAUCAUCAGCAUUUCCAGCCUCUUCCUCACUGUCAUCGCUGCAUCACUCGCUGUCAUCAACACCACCACCAACUUAUCUGUUUACAUCAUCAGAAUCAUCUGAGCCACUCUCAUCCUCUGUGAUGGCAUCUUCACCUCCUCUGCAGGCUUUGUCGUCCUCCUUGCCCACUUCCUCAUUGCUUUCCCCAUCUUAUUCAUUAGCAUCUUUAUUGCCUCUGUUUUCAUCACCAUCAUCUGUCUCGCAGUCCAAUGAUAGCGAUCAAGCAAGCACCUCUAUAGCUACGACUGUGGUCAGGCGGGUGCCCUCCACAGCCGCCGUGGCUGAGAGCUCGCCCAGAGAGACCAGCAAGCACAGUGUCACGCACCAGCCCCAUCACAGCACCACCUUCACAUCCACUGGGUCUCCUCUCCCUACGGGGCCCAUGGAGCAGCUUGGUGGACGCGUCGUGUCCGUGUCCGCUCCCGUAACAGUAACAGAGACUGCCUCGCCAAGUGCAGCCACCACCCAGGAGGGCAGCUUUGGGAAGGCAACGCCGCUGCUCACCACGGCCAGCAACUCCCCACAGACUAAACUGACAGAUGCACCUCUUAGUCCUUCACCAAGUGCAACAAACCACAGCAUCAUCAUCCCUGCAGUGGCACUGACCACAGUGAAACCUCCUGUGCUGACAACACCGGCCAGUCACUGGCCAACCCCAGGUGAUGCUAGCACCAUGAAAGCCCACAGAGCUCAAACGUCCACUGCCACUAAGCAUGUAUAUACCACUGUUGAAAGCAGAGAAGCUGUGGAUCCCACCACUGCAAGGCCUGGUAAAGUCACUGAGGAAAACAUCCCUGUUACAAGUCCUUCUGAAGCCCCUCCAACCAGCAAGACCACUGUGAGCAUUGCAACUACUUUGGCUGCUACCAAACCAACCACUGUUCCUCUGUCGAGUAGCACAAGUGGGCUGAAGAUGUCAUCUCCGGCAACAGAUGUGGAUAAAUGUCUUUCCAACCCUUGUCCUGCACUGGCCACCUGCAACAACACCCGUGGCUCCUAUAUCUGUCAGUGUCCUCUUGGAUACGAGCUGGAAAAAGGAAAGUGCAAUUUAGUAAGAAUAUUUAUCGGCCAGGUCCCCCUGAAACUUAAUAUUACCCAUGGGAAGUACACAGAGCUCCUCCACGUCGAGGGUGAAAUCCUGGGGAUGCUUGAUGCAUCGCUGUCGGGCUUGCCGGGGUACCACCACUCCACGGUUAAGGCGACCAGGGAUGCAAAUUUUGUGCAUGUUUCAGUGCAAUCCACGUUCUCUUUAGCAUCCAACGUGACUUUCUACGAUGUUGUCAGCAGCGUGAAAAGCUACAUUCGAGCUUGCAAAGCCCCCACAGAAGCCUGCCAGUUCAUCUCCAGCCUGAAACCACUCCACAGAGUUGGCAGCUUGUGCAAGCAGAAGGACCCCGAAUGCGACAAGGAAACUUCUGAAUGCACCGACUUCGAUGGGGUCGCGCUCUGCCAGUGCAAAAGUGGGUACUUCAAAUACAACAAGAUGGACCACUCCUGCAGAGCCUGUGAAGAUGGAUAUAAGCUGGAAAAUGAGACCUGUGUGAGCUGCCCGUUUGGCUUAGGUGGAUUCAACUGUGGAAACCCCUAUCAGCUCAUCACUGUGGUGAUCGCAGCUGCAGGAGGAGGACUUCUGCUUAUCAUGGGCAUAGCACUGAUUGUCACCUGCUGCCGAAAGAAUAAAAAUGACAUAAGUAAACUCAUUUUCAAGAGUGGAGAUUUCCAGAUGUCACCGUAUGCUGAAUAUCCCAAGAACCCCCGGGCACAGGAGUGGGGCAGAGAGACCAUCGAGAUGCAAGAGAACGGAAGCACCAAGAACCUGUUGCAGAUGACAGAUGUGUAUUAUUCGCCAACUGGACUGAGAAAUCCUGAACUGGAAAGAAACGGACUUUAUCCUCCCUACACUGGUUUGCCUGGAUCUCGACAUUCGUGCAUCUACCCGGGACAAUACAAUCCAUCCUUCAUUAGUGAUGAAACCAGAAGAAGAGACUACUUUUAGUGGGGAGCGGAGAGGGAGUGGAAGAUUGACACAGUUUUGUGGCCCUUGAUCCCCAGGUACAAUCUGUCUCCUGGGCAGUUCAGCCCACAUCAAUCUUACUCUUCCCAUUUAACAGGAAGGACUUUGAACUCCAUGCCGAGCAUUGCUGCCCUGAGGAACAGUUACAGCAGAGAGAAGGAGGAGGAGGAGGGAAUGGCUCAAGGUGCACAUCACUAAAAGACCCAGAUGGAAGUUAACACAUGUCCUCUGGAUUUGUUCUGUGCUGCUUCUUCACUCUUUACGCUACAUGGCAAGCAUGGAUCAGUACAGGCAGAUGAACUGUGCCCAGCACUCUGCAUUGAAUACACUAGGGAGUGUUUUGUUUACAGAUCUUGUUCACUGUUGACUAUGCUUGUCGUCUUAGCCAGCCUUCACGCAAAGAUUCACUGUGAAACUGCUUUUGGUAGGGCAAGUUUGUCCACUCCUUUUUCCAUUGCUGCAUUGCUUUCUGCUUUGUACACAACAGGGAAGCCAGCUGGUUCUCUGGCCCUCACCUUACUGGUAGAAGUUCUCCAGAUGGCUGGGUCCUUGCUGAAGCCUGGUGCCCGGCAACGUUGGCUGAAUUCAUGGGCUGAUUGUCUCCAAGGAGUACGGGAAAAUUAGUCAUACCACUGCAGUUCUAACUGAAAAAAAACCAAAACAGUUGAUCCUAUGAGCCAGUUUGAAAGCUUCCUCUAUAUGGGGAAGAGUCUGAGUAUGUUGCUUUGUCAACCAGCAUUGUUCAGAAGUGAUGCCACUACACGUCAUCAUAGCACUUCUGUAUAGGAUCUUUUAGGGCUCUGUUUCCCUGCAGGGAUUUAAACUCCUGUAGAAACAGGAAUGUAAUGUUAGAUAGUCGCUUACAGGGAAGAAAAACAUGAGCUGGGAAUUCAGCUUCCCACAUGCCUUAAGGAAUAAGGCAUGUGGGAAGGAGCAAUAAUGCUAUAGCCCUGGCUGGGCAGGUGGAACAUGAAUUUUGGGCACCACAGGUGGGACAUAGUUUUCAAGCCUCCACAGCCCACCUUGACUUCAGUAGGAGCUGUGGAGGCUUUCAGUACAUUAGAAAACAAGGCUCACUGCAGUCAGUUGCAUUUAAAGGAGAGAAAAACAUGAUGCUUUCAAUCCUAGCGAACAAAGUUCACCUAUAUUGAAGUGUUUUGCUUUCUUCCAUCCCAGUUUCAAGUGUUUCAGACUAGGUGGGUUUCCUCACCUAGAUAUGUUAAUUCAUAUUAAUCACCUCGGAAAAAGCUGAUGAAUGUAAGUUAUUACAUUUCUCACCAAAGAUCAGAUUGAAAGCUCAUGAACUGUAUUCUGACCUGAGCUGGGUGUUGAGAGAGAGAUCUUAUUAAUGAAUUUAUUUACUGCUUAUCUUUACUGCAGUGUUAACCUGAGUCAUCCAAACCCUGUCCAGAUACAGGGUCCAGAUGCGGAUCCUUCCCCCUGAAUGUGACUGUGCUUUUAAUUCAAGGUGGCUGCUUGUAUGAGGGUAACAAAUAGCACAAUUCCUUAGCCAUUAACCCACCAUCUCUGUAGCGCGUACAUAAGCUACUUUCACUGAGGGGCACAUACCCUCUGAUAUUCCCUUCUCCCCUGCAAUGCUUGAAUAGACACAGUGCCUACAAGUAAGUUCAUACGUAGCUCAGCUCACUGAAGCACUAAGGACCGUGGGAUGUGUCCCCCAAAGUGCCUAACUCCAAGUGAGAAUGGCAGUUCAGAUGCUGAUGUGUUGUGUAGUUGCUCGCCAGAGGCAAACCUGGGGUGAUGAGGAACCCUCCAUCAGGGAGCAGCUAGUAGUCCUUGUGUCCUAUAAAUGCUGCGAGUCCCCAGCUCCUUUCCUAGCACUUCGAAGGCUGUUGUAGUCCCUAUGAAAAGUGAGGAACAGCUACCCAGAGGAAGGGCAGCUAGCACUAGGCAGUCAUCAGCUGCAUGGGCUGAGAGGUUUCUGGCCAGGAAAGGCACCACAAAUGUGCUUGAGAGCACACAGUUUGGUGCAAACGCAGUGUCUUUUUAUGCCUCGCUCCUUAUCUACUGUGCAGAAACAGCAGCAUGGGCUUGCAGAAAAACAGAACUUUAUGGAUGCCUCGGGAAGUAUCCUUUACACUUAUAUGAUUUUAUAAUGAUGAUGCAAGCAACUUUGUGAUUGUCUGAUCCAUAAUCAGCCUUCCUCCCCUCAACUGUAAGGAGGAAAUGAAUGGAUGCUCAUGGGAAACACAGCUGCCUAAGGAGCUAUAUUUAAGGAAAACUCUAGCUACAGUAUGCAAAAUAGGCUAACAGGUAAAGCACAGGAACUGGCUGUUCCCUGACACGCUGAUCAGUGUUUCCAGUCCAUGAAUGAUGUUCUUCUCCCUUUCGUUAGCAGCCAAUAGCUUAAUUGCUCAGGAUCCAUUGGGUGAUGUGAACUCAGGGCUCGACUCUGCUGUGCUGUGGGAUCCUUCAAAGCGGACAUUGGCAGGGUCGUUUCUGUGCGGGUGAGCGGCCUCUGGUUUUGAGAGUGCCUAGGACAGAAAGGACUGCCUUUCCCAUGGUAGGCAGGAAGGUUUUGUCUGUGUUAUAAAAGAAAGGGGGAAGCUGGGAUUCAUGCUAAAUUUAAAUCCAAAGCAUAUAGACGAGCGCUCGGCUCUGUCCCUGUUUAGUAAAGCAGCUUAGCAAAAAGGAAGAGUGUCCCAGCAAUGAUGGUAGGAUUUAACCACGUGCCAGCAUUUUGUCAGAUAGGGAAGAGUUUAGGCACAUGCUUAUAGGCAAAUAUAUUUAAUUGUUUGGUUAGUUCAAGGACUGAGAAAUGUUCCUGUGUGUGCCAAGUACGAGGGACAAAGUAGGAAAUAUCAUCUCACAAUUGCAGAUCAAUCCUUCUAUAUAAAGAGUAACACGGACUAUAUGAACAAACUUCCUGGUCUGUAUCUCACAGCAAAUUGCAAGUUGCAAGGGAUUUGAGUGGAAAUGAAAUAGGACUGUUCCUAAUUGAGAUCACACAAAAGUUUGCAAGUAAUUAAUUUUAAUUUCUUAAUGAUCUUCAAAUUCUUCUUAAUGCUGUGUCUGGAGUGAAAGGGUCUCAGUAAACCCAGCAGGAUUUUCUGAGUGAGGACUGCAAGACUUGGCCUUUUUCAAAAGAGAGAACUUUAUUGCACUGAAAUUUUCUCUCUGCCAGAGCAGGUAAACAUUGGAUACAUUCUCAUAAGAAAUUUCCCAUUGCAGCCUGACCUUCCUUUUAGUGUUGGUAAGAAAAGAGUCACAGAGCCAAUGCAUAGUCCACAGGAGGAGGAAAAGGGUCUCUCCUGACCUGCAGCUCCUUCUCUGGGUGUCCUAGGAGGCCCUGCUCAGCGGGCAGGAGAGGAUUUAGGCAGAUAUCAGCACCGGGGUGGGUGCAGGUGCUUUCCCACCCAGUGAUCCGGGAAGUCUUUGCAGAGCUGGCAGAUGCAGCUCCGGGGUGAUUCAGCCCCUGGCUCUCCACCAGCCCAGCUGCUCCCUGUGCUGCAAUGCUUCCGUCUUCACCCAAGCCCCACCAGUGCCCAGCUCCACUAGGGCAGAAGGGGUGGGUGCAGUGCACUGUGUUUUGCCGUAGUUUACGACAGUUGUUUUACUGCAAUUAUUUACUACCACAUCCCAGAAGCAAUGGGAUUGCCUGGCUGUGGCAGGGAUGUGACCUGUUUUUGUGCACAUCACUUCUGUUAAAGCUGCCACCGGGAUCUUCUCUGUCUGCUUCAAUCUCUGCCAUAAACUAAACACCCUCUGGCAGUGGAGCGGGGUUUGUUGCUCCUGUCGGAUGUGAGAGGGUCUUCACGUACUCUCAAGCUCACUUUCAAAUGCAGAUGCCUCACUGUUCAGUACCUAACUCCCCAUCACAUGUCUAAAUAAAUGCAACUUAUUUUUCAGACUAUUUAGAUUACUUUUAGCUACCCCAAAUUGCAAAUUUUGAGCAAACUGGAUGUUUUUGCCAAUGGGAAUUGCUCUGUACUGUCCAAGAGGAUAAGAUAGAAGUGGCAUGUUUCUUGUAAGGAGGAUGCAAGUGGUUCAGCCAGAUGUGGGGAAAGGAAGAAAAUCUACACCAACACUGCACAGAAAUCUGCUCUUGCCCCUGGCUGCUGUGGAAAGCUAGGGGAGCAUUCGGCAAGGGUCCGCGGGCAGUUGUGUGGGUGUAUUUUUGAUUAACUUUGGAAAAAAAUUCUAUUGCUUGACAGGAAAAGAUGUGGGAUGCACACGUUUGCUGCUAUGGCGCACUUCCAAUUGCGCUGACAAAACCCCCUCACCCACAGAAAUACCCCCGGCAGCCAGCCUAGGAGAGGCAGCUCCAGUGAACAGAGCAGCAAAACGCAGAUUUGAGGGAUCAUUCAAAAGGGACACUCGUAUGCGUAACCCUCCUGUGUCCCUGCCGUGCACCGCUGAUCGCCCUGACCAGCCCUGCCAGCUACACUGGAAAAAUCCGGGGCCUUUUGCAUACUGGUGAAACCUCACAGCACUGAAUUGGGCUAUAUGAGAUAAAACCAGGACAGGGGCAUUUUGAUGCCCUUUGCCCUCCACAUUUAAAGUGUUAGGUAACAGAGCAGCAAUGAAUCUCAUUGCUGUUGCGGCAUUUCCCAUAAGUCGCGCUGUCACGGUCAUGUACUGAGUCACUCCUUGUGACCAGCUGCCUAACAGGCAUUUGCCUCCACACUGAGCAGUAGUAAAAGGCUUUAAAAAUAGCAAUAAAUUGCAGUUAGAGAGAGGUGUUUGUGGAAUUGUUUGUGCCAAUAAUUGUAAAGGUGGUUUGCUGGGACCUGAGUGAGCAGCAGAGCAGGUUUGGACAUCGCUGCAGACACGCCAAGUGCUUCCCCAGGGCUUGUCUCUAAUGCUGGUCAAUGGCCGUGUCUGUUCCAAAUCCAGCUGGACUUCUCAUUCCCUCAUAGUGAUGUUUAAUCUUUAGUUUUCUUCCUUAAACUAACAAGAACGGAUGCAUUUUACUUAAAUGCUUUUCCUAUGCUGACUAAUGUUUUUUCCUCUUUACACACAAAGGACCUAAUCCAGCAUCCAUUCUAGUGACCAGGGUAACUCUCCCAUGGACUGUCACAAAGUUUUUUUUUUAGGCCUGAAUUACUCCAUCACCAGGGUCACCUAUGUGUAGUACACGCUUUCCUGUGGCUUUGUGUUCUGCCUAUUUCUGUGAUACUGUUGCUGCCUUUCCAUGUUGUAUUUAUUUUUUAAAAGUAUACUUAUUACUGUAGCAGGACCUGUAUUACAUGAGAUGAUUGAACAAAACAGGUUCGAGGUCUGAAACACCUUCCUGAGAAGAGAAUGAAUGUGAAUUUUGCGAAGCUGUUUUACUGAUAAGCCAACCUGUUUCCUAUCGUGUAAGAUCUUCUAGGGACGCAGAGGUGCUCUCUGCAUUCACAGAUAAGAACUACUCGUCAGUUCACUCUUACUUGUCCCUUCAGAAAUGAAGCAAGAUCUCCUGGUUUCAAAAGGGGUAUGCACUGUGUGCUUGUAAGGUUUUGGGAGCUUUGCAAUGUGUAUUUAACUCUUUGUUCCUUUGAACUGCUGAAAUUGAAAAGCAGGACAGAAAUCCAUGAGUUUAGUAUCCUUGUUGAGGGAAAAACUAGAGAGGGUGCCUGAUGCUCACCAGAAGUAGUAUAUAAAUGCUAAGUUCUCUGGUCUUUAUUCUGGUAAAAUGCUAGAAGGGAUAGGAGUCUUGCUUGGGUUAAUGACCGCAGCAGUCGUCUCCCAUAUCUGCAAAAUCCUAGAUGGAAAAGUCCUGUGGAAUAUAGUAAAAACUGAUCACUUCCAUUGAACAAUGCCAUAGAAUUCACCUGACAUAAAAGGUUUCCACUAAAAUCUACUAGGAUGGGUUUACUUUAAAGAAAAACACCCCACCACACAACAGAAUAAAUAUUUAAUAGUUUCUUUUUAAAAAAAGGAAAUUCUGUUAAAUUCAGUCAUUUUGUUUAAGCCCUGUUAAAUUCUACAGGACUUUCUCCUAAUAGAAGGUCAAACUUGGUGUGUAAAAUCAUAAGGGUUUAUUUGAGCAGCUUUCAGAAUUGCUGUAGUAAAGCUUGUGAGCUCUGUUUCAAAAGGUAAAUUUUCAGCAUUUGUUUGUGCUUCAUUUAUCAACCUGAAUGUAAACCUGCUUUAUGUUCUUGACAUUGCCCUGUUUCCUUCCCUGUAUCUCUGAAUGUUUGCUUCCAAGUCGCCGGGGUUCUGAGGACAGUUUCCAAACCAGUAUUAUUUAAAGUUGUAUCAUAUUUUCAGUCUCCACUAAUUAUACAGUACUGUAGUAGCAAAAUGUAAUUUUUAAGGGUUGGAUUAUUUUUAUACCUGCAUCCAAUAUUAUUAAAUCUGGCGUUCUAGUCAGUAUUAUAAAAGGAUACAAUAAAACUAUGAAUAUUA